UCAUUUAUUACACAUAGCUUCAACAACCUCAGGAUCAAAGCGUGUCGGCCGCAGCGUGCGCGUGCGCAGCCACGUGUACGUAUGUGUGUCAGCGUGCGCGUGCGCAGCCACGUGUACGUAUGUGUGUCAGCGUGCGCGUGCGCAGCCACGUGUACGUAUGUGUGUCAGCGUGCGCGUGCGCAGCCACGUGUACGUAUGUGUGUCAGCGUGCGCGUGCGCAGCCACGUGUACGUAUGUGUGUCAGCGUGCGCGUGCGCAGACCACGUGUACGUAUGUGUGUCAGCGUGCGCGUGCGCAGACCACGUGUACGUAUGUGUGUCAGCGUGCGCGUGCGCAGCCACGUGUACGUAUGUGUGUCAGCGUGCGCGUGCGCAGCCACGUGUACGUAUGUGUGUCAGCGUGCGCGUGCGCAGCCACGUGUACGUAUGUGUGUCAGCGUGCGCGUGCGCAGACCACGUGUACGUAUGUGUGUCAGCGUGCGCGUGCGCAGCCACGUGUACGUAUGUGUGUCAGCGUGCGCGUGCGCAGACCACGUGUACGUAUGUGUGUCAGCGUGCGCGUGCGCAGACCACGUGUACGUAUGUGUGUCAGCGUGCGCGUGCGCAGCCACGUGUACGUAUGUGUGUCAGCGUGCGCGUGCGCAGACCACGUGUACGUAUGUGUGUCAGCGUGCGCGUGCGCAGCCACGUGUACGUAUGUGUGUCAGCGUGCGCGUGCGCAGCCACGUGUACGUAUGUGUGUCAGCGUGCGCGUGCGCAGCCACGUGUACGUAUGUGUGUCAGCGUGCGCGUGCGCAGCCACGUGUACGUAUGUGUGUCAGCGUGCGCGUGCGCAGCCACGUGUACGUAUGUGUGUCAGCGUGCGCGUGCGCAGACCACGUGUACGUAUGUGUGUCAGCGUGCGCGUGCGCAGCCACGUGUACGUAUGUGUGUCAGCGUGCGCGUGCGCAGACCACGUGUACGUAUGUGUGUCAGCGUGCGCGUGCGCAGCCACGUGUACGUAUGUGUGUCAGCGUGCGCGUGCGCAGCCACGUGUACGUAUGUGUGUCAGCGUGCGCGUGCGCAGCCACGUGUACGUAUGUGUGUCAGCGUGCGCGUGCGCAGCCACGUGUACGUAUGUGUGUCAGCGUGCGCGUGCGCAGACCACGUGUACGUAUGUGUGUCAGCGUGCGCGUGCGCAGCCACGUGUACGUAUGUGUGUCAGCGUGCGCGUGCGCAGACCACGUGUACGUAUGUGUGUCAGCGUGCGCGUGCGCAGCCACGUGUACGUAUGUGUGUCAGCGUGCGCGUGCGCAGACUGUAAUGUUGUCGGCACAUGCAUCACUUUGCUACCUGCUACCUUAUACGUACAGCGGACGUCGCUGGCGCUGA
Messenger RNA from Papilio machaon (common yellow swallowtail), 1370 nucleotides. Its product is annotated as keratin-associated protein 10-5-like. NCBI's taxonomy places the organism in Eukaryota, Metazoa, Arthropoda, Insecta, Lepidoptera, Papilionidae. Bases 120 to 1370 code for a protein of 416 amino acids. The transcript has 2 exons. The record is from RefSeq and is a predicted model, not a curated record.